This is a messenger RNA of Phaedon cochleariae (mustard beetle), 1632 nucleotides long. The record is from the annotation of a GenBank genome assembly. Lineage: Eukaryota; Metazoa; Arthropoda; Insecta; Coleoptera; Chrysomelidae.
AUGAGUUGUGCGGUUGUGCCAUUUUGUCGUACUUUUUGUAGGUGACUUCAUGACGCGUAUUUGAAUGAUAGAGGACUUUAUUAUUAAUAUAUUUUUUUGGAUUCCCUAAUUAUUCAUCUAAUGAAGUAUCAAGAAAAGCAUAUUUUCAACGGGAAAUCGACAUUCAAUUCUCCAAAACGUUCGCGAAUUUCGAAUAGCCCGCUCGUAAAUCGUGUUAUGGCCGGGACCCUAGACUGUAGUAGCCCUAGACAGAGUAAAUCAAUCGACCAUUCUCCUGCAGGUAAUGGGGAUGUCCAGUGGAGUUUUUCCCAAGUGAAGGGCACGUUGGACGAUGACGUCACCGAGGCCGACAUAAUAUCGUGCGUGGAGUUCAACCACGACGGCGAGCUGCUCGCGACGGGCGACAAGGGCGGCCGGGUGGUCAUCUUUCAGCGCGACCCCGUCUCGAAGACGGCGCUGCCCAAACGGGGCGAGUACAACGUCUAUUCGACCUUCCAGUCGCACGAGCCCGAGUUCGACUACCUCAAGAGCCUGGAGAUCGAAGAAAAAAUCAACAAGAUAAGAUGGCUCAGGCGAAAGAACCCCGCCCACUUCCUGCUCUCCACCAAUGACAAGACGAUAAAGCUGUGGAAGGUGUCGGAGAGGGAUAAAAGAGUUGAAGGUAAUGAAGCAGGUUACAACACGAAAUCGGAGAGCGGUUCUCUGAUCGACCCGGUCACAGUCAGCGCCCUGCGAGUGCCCAUCAUCAAGCCCAUGGAGCUGAUGGUGGAGGCCUCGCCCCGAAGGAUAUUCGCCAAUGCCCACACCUACCACAUCAACUCCAUCUCCGUUAACUCGGACCAGGAGACGUAUCUGUCGGCGGACGAUCUGCGGAUCAACUUGUGGCAUCUAGAGAUCACCGAUCAGAGCUUCAAUAUCGUCGACAUCAAACCGACGAAUAUGGAGGAACUAACGGAGGUUAUAACGGCAGCUGAGUUCCAUCCUGUCGAGUGCAACCUGUUUGUUUAUAGUAGUAGUAAAGGAACAAUUCGAUUGUGUGAUAUGAGAGCGGCCGCCCUCUGUGAUAGGCAUGCGAAGCUGUUCGAGGAGCCGGAAAGCCCGACCACUAGGAGCUUCUUCUCAGAAAUUAUUUCCAGUAUUUCCGACGUCAAGUUGUCGAACAACGGUCGGUACAUGAUUUCGAGGGAUUAUUUGUCCGUCAAAGUGUGGGACUUGCACAUGGAAUCCAAACCGAUUGAAACCUAUCCGGAUAUAGAACAUUUUUCAACGCAUUUUCAUCAUGUACACUUCAGAACGGAAGAUUUGAUGUUGAAGAAUAGGAUCGUAUUGAGAGAAAGAGCCGAACCCACAAUUUAUAAACUGAGCAAGUAUCGAAAAGAACCUUAUUCUAAUUUAGAACCAACAAGAAACGAAAAACUUGCAGAUAAUGAAAUACAUUUUGAACAUAUUUUGAAAGAAAAAGACUUGAUAAUUGAAUUUUUAGAUCAGAAAUAUUCAAAAAUCCAAGGUUUACAAGUGGAAGAGAGUGAGGAAUUCAGGAAACAAAUAGAAGAUAAAAAUAGAGAGUUGGAAAAUAAGUUAAGGCAAAAAGAUUUAGAUACAAAAGUCAGAGUUAGUAAAAUUCCAAUUUAA